Molecule: messenger RNA, 2155 nt
Organism: Ictidomys tridecemlineatus (thirteen-lined ground squirrel)
Lineage: Eukaryota; Metazoa; Chordata; Mammalia; Rodentia; Sciuridae
Gene: Mat2b
Product: methionine adenosyltransferase 2 non-catalytic beta subunit
Biological process (GO): S-adenosylmethionine biosynthetic process
Cellular component (GO): methionine adenosyltransferase complex
Molecular function (GO): methionine adenosyltransferase regulator activity
Source: RefSeq, a predicted model, not a curated record
UGUCUGGCAAUGAAACAUGAAACUUCUCAUUGGGUAUUUUGGAAACUACCACGGGGAAUCAGCUGCCAGCUUACUGCUUUGUGGAAAACUGCACGAGAUUCCGGGAUUGGAAUCAAAAUGCUAAUAUAAAAGGUCAAGUGAAGCUGCGCCUCACGUUUUGAGCGUGCCUACUCUUUCUGAAGGCGGAGGAGACAAAGAGCCAGCCGGAGAAGGCAGUUGCUGAGACCUGUUCCGAUUGUUUUCCCGAAAUAAUUUUGGAAUCAUGCCUGAAAUGCCGGAGGACAUGGAACAGGAGGAAGUAAACAUCCCGAGUAGGCGGGUUCUAAUUACUGGUGCCACUGGACUCCUUGGCAGAGCUGUAUACAAAGAAUUUCACCAGAAUAAUUGGCAUGCUGUUGGUUGUGGUUUUAGAAGAGCAAGACCAAAAUUUGAACAGGUUAAUCUGUUAGAUACUAAUGCAGUUCAUCACAUCAUUCAUGAAUUUCAGCCUCAUGUCAUAGUACAUUGUGCAGCAGAGAGAAGACCAGAUGUUGUAGAGAAUCAGCCAGAUGCUGCUUCUCAACUUAAUGUGGAUGCGUCUGGGAAUUUAGCUAAGGAAGCAGCUGCAAUUGGAGCAUUUCUCAUUUAUAUUAGCUCAGAUUAUGUAUUUGAUGGAACAGAUCCACCUUACAGUGAGGAAGACAUACCAAGUCCCCUAAAUUUGUAUGGUAAAACAAAAUUAGAAGGAGAAAAGGCAGUCCUGGAGAAUAACUUGGGAGCUGCUGUUUUGAGAAUUCCUGUUCUGUAUGGAGAAGUUGAAAAGCUUGAAGAAAGUGCUGUGACGGUCAUGUUUGAUAAAGUGCAGUUCAGCAACAAGUCAGCAAACAUGGACCAUUGGCAGCAGAGGUUUCCCACACAUGUCAAAGAUGUGGCUACUGUGUGUCGACAACUGGCAGAAAAGAGAAUGCUGGACCCAUCAAUUAAGGGAACCUUUCACUGGUCUGGUAAUGAACAGAUGACCAAGUAUGAAAUGGCAUGUGCAAUUGCAGAUGCCUUCAACCUCCCCAGCAGUCACUUAAGACCUAUCACUGACAGCCCAGUCAUAGGAGCACAACGUCCACAUAAUGCUCAGCUUGACUGUUCCAAAUUGGAGACCUUGGGCAUUGGCCAGCGAACACCAUUUCGAAUUGGAAUCAAGGAAUCACUCUGGCCUUUCCUCAUUGACAAGAGAUGGAGACAGACAGUCUUUCACUAGUUUGUGUUUUGUUUUUUUUUGUUUUUUUGUUUUUUAAUGAAAAGUAUAUAGUAUGUGGCACUUUUUAAAGAAAAAAGGAAAUAGUUUUGUAUGGGUACUCUUUAAUUGUGACUCUUAAAUAAAUCUUUCAGGUAAAUGAUGCUCUUGCACUAGUGAAAUUGUCUAAAGAAACUAUAGGGCAAUGAUGCUUUAUUUAGUGAUGAUUUUUGUUUAUCAUAUUUGUUCUGGCUUAAUUUACAAUUUGAAAUAAAAUUAUGAUUCUUAAAUAUUUCGAGCCAGGAUGAAUCAAUCUGCUGUAGACUUAUUUUGUAUGAAAUGCAUUGUUCAUUUCUACGAGUUCUGUAUUUUCAGGUUUUUUUUUUUUUUUAAGCUGUUGACUUGUAUGUUGAUUGUUUAAAGUGUGAAGUCAUACAAAAAUCAUUGGUGUUCAUUAUGUGCUUUGCUUGAGCUCAGAUCAAAAUAUUUGAAGAAAGAAACUUUAUUUUUGCAACUUAAGUACAGUUUUUAUGCUUGAGAUACUUCAAUAUGUUAUGUAUAUGGGAACUUCUGCAGCUUGAUGCCUUCUGCUUUCCUAGCAGUGUAUGGUGAGCAUUUGAGAGAGUGUGUAUGUGUAUUUUUAAAUAUAAAUAUAGAACUGUUCUUUUCAUCCCAUGUUGCUAAGUAAUAUUUCAUAUGUGUGGUUAUAAUAAUAAUAAUAGCUCUUGUAAUUCUUUUGACCACUCAUGAAUAAUAAAUAUGUACUGCUGGCAUGUAAUGCUUAGUUUUCUUGUAUUCUUUUUAAAUGUAAUGCCUAAACAAUUGUUCUUUUUUUUUUUUAAGAAAAUUAUAUUGUUAUGUAAUAUCUGAUGCAUAUAAAAAGUAGUUUAUGUAUGUUGAGAGAAAGCACACCAAUAAAUUGAACACUGAAGAACUCACCACUGA